Messenger RNA from Maudiozyma barnettii, 1995 nucleotides. It is a transcript of the gene BDF1, whose product is annotated as chromatin-binding protein BDF1. The record is from RefSeq and is a predicted model, not a curated record. Gene Ontology annotation, biological process: regulation of DNA-templated transcription; chromatin remodeling. The coding region runs from base 1 to 1995 and encodes 664 amino acids. The transcript has a single exon. Gene Ontology annotation, cellular component: nucleus; chromatin. NCBI's taxonomy places the organism in Eukaryota, Fungi, Ascomycota, Saccharomycetes, Saccharomycetales, Saccharomycetaceae.
AUGACAGAAAAUGCAGUUAUCGCUACAGAGACACCCGUUCUCGUCCCACGUGAUGAAGAACAUGUGACUUCCACCACCAGUACUACUAAAGAAGAGAUUACUAACACUCUUAAUAAUAAAGAGGAUGAAGCUAAGGUCGAUGAAACUAAAGUCGAAGAGACAAAAGUCAAUGGAACUAAUGCCGAUGAAACUAAAACAGAUGAAACUAAAACAGAUGAAACUAAAACAGAUGAGACCAAAGCCGACGAGACAAAAACAGAUGAUAAUUCUAACGAGAUUAAAAAUGAACCUAUUUUCCCACCUAUUGAAAAACCAACAGUUCCUGCACCAAAACCUCCAAUCGAACCUGAUAUGAAUAAUUUACCACAAGAACCUAUUCCAAUACAUCAAAAGAAACACGCUUUGAUGGCUGUUAAAGCUGUGAAGCGUUUAAAAGAUGCAAAACCGUUCUUAAAUCCGGUCGAUAUCGUGGCACUAAAUAUUCCAUUUUAUUAUAAUUAUGUACCACAUCCAAUGGAUCUAUCAACAAUUGAAAAAAAAUUAAAUGUGGACGCAUACGAUUCACCUGAAAAGAUUAUUGAAGAUUUUAAUUUAAUGAUAACUAAUUCUAUACGAUUUAAUGGACCAACUGCAAUGAUUUCACAAAUGGCAAGAAAUAUUCAAGCAGCUUUUGAAAAACAUAUGUUAAAUAUGCCAGCUAAAGAUGCUCCUGUAAUAGUGAAAAAAUUUAGAAAAAAUAAAAAUGAUGAAGAUCAACCUGUGGUAAUUAGAAGAGCUCAAACUCAUAAUGGUAGACCAAAAAGAGAAAUUCAUCCACCAAAAUCAAAAGAUAUUUAUCCUUAUGAAAAUAAAAGACCUAAAUCAAAAAAAUUACAAAAUGCUUUCAAAUUUUGUAGUAAUAUCGUUAAAGAAUUAUCAAGUAAAAAAUACGCUUCAUUUAAUUAUCCAUUUUUAGAACCUGUUGACCCUGUUUCAAUGAAUAUCCCAACUUAUUUCGAUUAUGUUAAAGAUCCGAUGGAUUUAGGUACAAUCGCUACUAAAUUGAGUAAUUGGGAAUAUCAAACUAUCGAACAAUUUGAAACUGAUGUUCGUUUAGUGUUUAAGAAUUGUUAUGCUUUUAAUCCAGAUGGUACCAUUGUUAAUAUGAUGGGCCAUCGUCUAGAAGAAAUAUUUAAUAAUAGAUGGGCUGAUAGACCAGUUUACGAAGAAUCUGAAUCUGAAUCUGAAGCGGAUGAUGAAGAUAUAGAUGUUGAACCCUCCGAUGUUUCCGAUUCUGAUAUCGAUGAAACAUCAAUUACAAACCCUGCUAUUCAAUAUUUAGAAGAACAAUUAGCAAGAAUGAAAGUAGAACUACAAUUGUUAAAGAAACAAGAAUUAGAUAAAAUUAGAAAGGAUAGAAGAUUAGCUAGAGGUACCAAAAAACAAAGAGGCUCUAAGAAAGGUUCCAAAAAGAGAAGAACCUCCAAAUCAACAGGUGGACGUACAAAGAAAACUAAAUUACAACCUGUAGUCACUUAUGAUAUGAAACGUAUCAUAUCUGAACAUAUCAAUGAUUUAUCAGCAGAUAAUUUGAAUAAAGUUAUUAAGAUCGCUAUGCCAAAGAGAAAUAGUGACGAUGACGAGGUUGAAUUGGAUCUUGACACUUUGGAUAACGAAAAAUUGUUAACCAUUUAUAACUCUUUCUUCAGACAUUACAACGAAACAAAUGGUGACUCCAGAGUUAAUGGUGUCUCAGGACAUGAUACUUCGUCGUUGUCUCCAGGUAGUACUUUAAACGGUAACGGUAGAAAGAGAAGAGGUAAAGCCUUGAGUCAAGCUGAACAAUCUAAACAAAUCGAAAAAAUUAGAAACAAAUUGGCAUAUUUGGAUCAUGCAUCCCCAUUGAGUCAAAAUGCAUCACCUACAAGCAUGAUGUACAAUAAGGCACGUACAGCUUCAAUGGUAUCAUCGUCAUCUUCUUCGGAUGAUGAGGAAAGUGAGAGCGAAGAAGAGUAA